Megalopta genalis is the source of this 971-nucleotide messenger RNA. Its product is annotated as outer dynein arm-docking complex subunit 4. NCBI's taxonomy places the organism in Eukaryota, Metazoa, Arthropoda, Insecta, Hymenoptera, Halictidae. The record is from RefSeq and is a predicted model, not a curated record. Gene Ontology annotation, cellular component: cytoplasm. Gene Ontology annotation, molecular function: protein binding.
GUGUGGAAGUUAAAAAAUGUAUAAUUAGUGAAUUGAUGAUUAAAUGUGAUUUAGUACGCUUUUAGUACUGUUCGACAUUAUUUUAUGUUGUUGGAACACAUAAUUUCAACACGGAGCAAAAAGUACUCGUAAUUGUUUAUUGGCAUUUCUAUUAGGUUUGAACGACGAAGAUAGAAGUCACGAAAGAAUGUCGUUAUCUUUGUCCCCUGUUACCGCUUUCAUAUUGAUUAGUCCUGAUUACCAGGAGUAGGGAGACAUAACAAAAAGUAUGGACAGAUAAGUUCCGGUCGUAAGUUAAGAAUUACAGAUAGCACGAGGAAGUUAUGGCAUCAGAGACAGGGACAGCAAUUGCCCUACAUAAAUGUCGAAAUUGGUGAAUACGUGAAUACAACAAUGUGUUAUGUGUGCGAAAACGAAAUAUACGAAAAUUGAGGAUUUCUACGCAACACAAAUUCUGAGUUAAUCGGAUUUAAAUCAUCAUGGUAAAUCAUCGUAACGUUAAUAAUAAAGCACAAGUGAAACGUCUUGCCCUCUUGGAGAAAAGAUUGUACGUUAACGAAGCGACGGUACAUGUAAAAAAUGAAAAUUAUCAUAAAGCAAUGUGUCUGCUCAACCAAGCACUGACUCUCGAACCGAACGACAGAAAUGCAUUAAUAGCACGGAGCAAGUGUCACCUCUUAUUGGGAGAACCGCAGAAAGCAUUGCAGGAUGCUGAAAACGCAUUGCGAUAUAAAAUGAAAAGUGCCAAUAUGGCGAAAGCGAUAUAUUGCAAAGCGGAGGCCUUGUAUCAUCUGGGUGACUAUGAGAUGAGUCUUGUCUAUUAUUAUCGUGGAAUGAGAAUUCGCCCAGAAUACGGACAAUUUCGUCUUGGAGUUCAGAAAUCGAAGGACGCGAUAAAAAACGUAUUGCACAAAGAUUCAACUGUUAUCGUGUGAAUAUUCAAACAAAUAAAAUAAUCUUUAACAAGCUGA